AUGGCUUCACACCAGUAUCCUGAGGAGAAAAAGGUGUCCCCCGAUGUCGACGCGCUCGACUCCGAUGGAGCCAGCUCCAUCGAUGCCAUCACAGCAUUGGUAGCUGAGGACCACCAACAUGAGAUCAGGCUGCGCACAAUGUCAUGGCAAAAGGCAGCAUGGCUCCUCGCCGGAGACCAAGUGUCUUUGGCUAUCAUGGCCCAGACAUGGUCACUAUCUGUGUUGGGUUGGGUUACCGGCAUCAUCACUAUGGUUCUCGCAGGCGCACUGUUUUGGAUCACGUCCAUCACCAUGGACAAGUUCAUCAUGAAACAUCCUCAGAUCAAGGACAUCUGCGACUUUGCAUACAUCGCAUGCAAAAGAAGCCGUGUUGCAUAUGAAUUCACAGGCGCAAUGCUGCUUGCGAACAAUAUUCUGCUCAUUGGCUUUCACGUCCUCACUGGUGCUAAGGUGCUAAACGGCCUGUCUGAUCACUCGCUUUGCACUGUCGUCUUCUCGGUCAUUGCGAUAAUCAUAGGCAUCGUCAUGUCCCUGGCCCGAACCCUGCACCAUGUUUCGUUCAUGUCGAUGUUCUCAGCUUUCUGCAUGGGCCUCGCGAUCCUCCUCUUCUUGACCUUUGCCGGUAUCGAAGAUGCUCCUCUAUAUGGCUACGGGGGCAACUAUCCAGAACUGGGAGAGGUCAAGACGUACGCGUUCCCUCCAGCUGGGACUACGUGGGUUGCAGGUAUGAAUGCGGUCCUAAAUAUCACCUAUGCUGUCACCUAUGUACUGUGGAUCCUCUUUCCCACAUUCAUUCCCGAGAUGGAAAACCCACAAGACUACCCCAAGGCUCUCGCCGUUCUUGCUGGUAUCUCUGCCUUUCUCUUCAUCGUUCCACCAUCCACCGGGUUCAGGUAUCUCGGGAAAUACUCCACCGCCCCAGCCUUUGGCAGCUUGGGCGUUGUUGCGUACAAAAAGGCAGCCUUCGCUUUCGUGAUCGUGCCGAUCCUUGUUAUCGGCGUCAUCUACGCCAACGUCACAGCCAAAUUCAUUUACUUCCGGGUCAUGGGCAACUCCCGACAUGCACACAGCAACACCUUCACCGGCUGGGGUGUCUGGAUCGCUCUGAUGGGCGGCAUCUGGCUCCUCGCCUUCGUAUUCGCCGAGGCCAUCCCGUCAAUGGGCGACUUCCUCUCCCUCCUCGGUGCGGCCUUUGACUCCUUCGGCUUCAUUUACUUUGCCAUCGCCUACUAUCAGCUGUACAAGGGUCGCCUAUUUAACGGAGCCGGCAGGUCUAUCAUGGGUGUCAUUCAUGUUUUUGUGCUGAUCUGCGGGUUGUUCUUGUUGCGCCCUGGGCUGUACACUGCUGUCGAAGCUAUCAUCGAUGACUACUCCGGUGGUACGAAGCCUGCUUUUAGCUGUGCGAACGCCGCCAUUUAG
Molecule: messenger RNA, 1419 nt
Organism: Exophiala aquamarina CBS 119918
Lineage: Eukaryota; Fungi; Ascomycota; Eurotiomycetes; Chaetothyriales; Herpotrichiellaceae
Exons: 4
Coding region: 1-1419 (472 amino acids)
Biological process (GO): amino acid transmembrane transport
Cellular component (GO): vacuolar membrane
Molecular function (GO): amino acid transmembrane transporter activity
Source: RefSeq, a predicted model, not a curated record